GUAAUUAACCCGGAAAAAAGGCCGAGAGGCAGGAGAGGAGGAGGGGGUAAAGGGGUCGAGGGAGAAGAGCGAGAGGAGUGAGAGGCACCGAGAGUUUGGCAGCCAGAUAAAGAAAUCCUCCGAGAGAGACCGACCCAACGGCCGGAGAGGCGAUUUCUGCCUCGAUGUAACCCGCGCUUCCCGAGGCCGGCCCCUGCACGGCGGGCGGCGAAACUUCUCUGCGGGUUCUGGCGCUGGGGCAGUGGCCCCGCGACAGCUGCCCGGGCUGCGGGGCGGGGAGGAGAGCCGAGAACGUCCCAGGGUGAUGUGAGCAGAGCCCAGGAAUGCCUUAUGUGGACCGGCAGAACCGCAUCUGUGGGUUUCUGGACAUCGAGGAGAAUGAGAACAGUGGCAAGUUUCUGCGGAGGUACUUCAUUCUGGACACGCAGGCCAACUGCCUUCUCUGGUACAUGGACAACCCUCAGAACCUGGCAGUUGGGGCAGGAGCUGUUGGAUCUUUGCAGCUGACCUACAUCUCGAAGGUGAGCAUAGCUACCCCAAAGCAGAAACCAAAAACACCGUUUUGCUUUGUUAUCAAUGCUCUGUCUCAGAGAUAUUUUCUUCAAGCCAAUGACCAGAAAGACCUGAAAGACUGGGUUGAAGCCCUGAACCAAGCCAGCAAGAUCACCGUACCCAAACUUGGGAAUCUACCCCUGGCUCCUGAAGUCCUCAAAAGCCUACCAGCUCUUUCAGCCCUGGAGAAGAAGCCACAAGUGGCCUACAGGACAGAGAUCAUUGGAGGGGUGGUGGUCCACACACCCAUCAAUCAGAAUGGUGGUGAUGGGCAGGAGGGGAGUGAGCCAGGAUCCCACGCCAUCCUCCGUAGGUCUCAGAGUUACAUACCCACCUCGGGCAGCCGCGCUUCUACUGGUACCCCUCUCAUUAAGAGUGGCUACUGUGUGAAGCAAGGGAAUGUGCGGAAGAGCUGGAAACGUCGCUUCUUUGCACUUGAUGACUUUACCAUCUGUUACUUCAAGUGUGAGCAGGAUCGAGAACCACUGCGUACUAUAUAUCUCAAGGAUGUUCUCAAGACCCAUGAAUGUCUGGUCAAGUCUGGAGAUCUUUUAAUGAGGGACAACCUGUUUGAAAUAAUAACAAGCUCCAGGACCUUCUACGUGCAGGCAGACAGUCCAGAAGAUAUGCACAGCUGGAUUAAGGAGAUUGGGACAGCUGUCCAGGCCCUCAAGUGCCACGCCAGAGAAACAUCCUUUUCUAGAUCUAUUUCUUUGACUCGAUCUGGAAGCUCCAACCUCCCAGGUGGGCCCAACUCAUUCUUGUGCAGGGGACGGCCACCGGUGGAGGAGAAGAAAGCCCUAUGCAAAGCCCCCUCUCUGGCCUCCUCCUGGCAGCCCUGGACACCUGUUCCCCAGGCUGGGGAAAAGCUGCUUGCAGCUGAAGAGACUCCAGAGGACCCUUCGUUCAUGCCUCGACUUGGGGAGAUCAAUACUUCUGGAGUGUUUCUGCCUUCCCGGAUAAGGCACAGAUCGGAACCCCAGCAGCCCAAGGAGAAACCAUUUAUGUUCAACCUUGAUGACGAAAACAUACGGACCUCUGAUGUGUGAUGAAGCAUAAUGCCAUUGGAAGGAGGGAGAGGACUUGAGAGGAGGAGGCUGUGACUCAGUUUCUCUCCUUGUUGGAGGACAGAGGCCUUUCUGUCACUCGUAUUCCUAUGGAUGCUCUUUGAGAGGGAGGGGUCCAGCCAGCUGGCUUUUUUUUUUUUUUUUGUAAUAUCAAUGCAGUAUAUUUAAUCUUGGGACAUCACUAGGUUUGACCUGUAAGCAUACUCAGUGGAGAGUAUACUUUCCCCUGCAUAUACAAGAGCACGUAGUAAAUUCUCACUUGACUAUUCCAAGGUUGUCCUGGUGAAGGGUUAUUUUAGGAACUCCUCUCCAGAGGCGGCUGGGAGUGCAGUUUUAUCCCUGACCAAGACUUAUUCUCUUGUCUUUGUUUUAGUUUCUUCAUUUUGUUUUCAGUCCCAGCAUAGAAUUCCUGUUUAUUCACUGAGGCUUGUCAAGUGGGUGGGCUUGUGACAGAUGUUAAAAUUAGAGGCUUGGAGGGCAGCCCUCAGAGUGUCUGCCAGGACAGAUGCCUUUAGGAGCCCUCUUAGGGGAUGGUAUAGAGACCUCUUGUAAGGUAUGGAAGUAAUCCAACUUUACCAACAAUGACAGUACAUCAGCAAGUUUUGGAAAUUACUCUUGUUUUCUUCUAUAUGCUUUUGAACCUAAAUACUAUAGAUGUGGGUGAUAGACCUACGCAUCUCAUUUCUGUGUCAGGCCCCAAGAGUGGAUUUAUCAGUGUUAAAUGUUACCACUGUGGAAUACAGAACAGACAUUUCCCUUGAUAUGGCAUUAUUUGGAAUGGGAGGGGUGGUAAAUGUAUGAUAAUUCACACAUGUGGUAGAUCAGUCUCUAUUUCAGAGUUUUAGAAGAGCUUGAAAAUAAAUGCUGAGAUGACAUAGUCAUCUGGAUCAUAGUUCAUUCAGUUAAGCUUUUAUGAUCCAUGUUUUGCAGACAGGAGAGAAGUUCCGUUUUUGCAAAGACAGAUUCUCUUGAGCCCUUGCCUCAAAGCUCUUUUUGAAUAUGUAUGUGCUGGCAGAUUUGCUUUCUUUUUAUUCUUUGUGUCUCUAUUUGAAUGAAGCCUUAUGUACUUGCAUGAUCAACCCUGUAAUAUGAUGAGGUUCUAUACAUUUAACAGUGAAGAGGUACGAAAAUAAUCUUGAGACAUUAUAUUUGUAAUGAAAUAGAACCUGGGCAUAGAAACAUGGAAUUGGAGGUUACAAGUUGCUGGCUAGAGAUUUUUCAGGUAGAAGAGCAUAGAAAAUUGACUUUCCCACCUGCAUUUUAGAGCAUACCUUUUUUCAUUUGAUAAGAAGAUACUACUUCCAGUGUUCCUGGGAGAAUCUGUCCAUCCAAUGUAUGUGAAUUGCCACUAAGAACUUACUAGGUUCCCUAAAGAGAGGACUUCUGUAAUUUUUUAUCAGCUAGCUCAAUUAGUAGUUACAUUUUUAAAAUAAAAAUUAGUGACUAGAGGAAGAGAAUAAGAGAAAGAUUUUUCCUUAAGCAAAUCCCCUCCCCUUCUUAUGAUCGAAUCUAAUAUGCAGAGGUGAAAAUGCUUGAUGAAGAAAAUUCCUAGUGACUUGAGAGGAAUCAUGUUUUUUUAAGGAUGUGUAGUUUCUGUGAAGUCUGUCCCAUUGAGAAUUUUUUCUGAUGGUACUGCAUUUCAGCUUAAAUUUGGCCUAUUGGUUUUGGUAUAAAAAAAAUUUACUCUUGGAUGUCUCCUUUCUCUCUCCCCCCCACCUUUUCUAUAAAUUCUGGUGUACUUUUGUCCCCAGGAAUUUUUUGUUUAAGGAUUAUUUAUUUACAGGUGAUUUAGGUUACAACAUACAACUUAGAUUACAACUUCCUGCUUUCAAGAGCCAUUCCAAAUUCUUUUUUUUUUUUCUUUGCAGUUUUUGGCUGGGGCUGAGUUUGAACUCCGGCAUAUGGGGCCAGCGCCCUACUCCUUUGAGCCUUAGGCACUGCCCCUCCAUUCUAAAUUCUUAUAGGUAACUGCUGGUUUCACCUCUAAAUUUUCCUCAAGAAAAUUCUUUAGGUAGUCAGAGUUCAAAAUACAUGAUAUGGAACUAAUUAUAACUUUGAGAUCUCUUCUGAACUGUAAGCAGAGAUUUGUUAUCCACUGUAUCAGUGUCCGCUACCCUUGAGAUCUCUUUAGUCAUUUUCCUGACUUGUGGAAAAGAUGUCAUCUUUUGGUAUUUAAAUUGUGACAGUCUACUCAUUUCUUGCCUUUUUAAAACUCAGCCAUUAUAAUAAACUGUAUGUUUCUAAUACAGCAAGGUCUCUUUUGAGAAUGUGUUAAAUUAAACAUACUUAUAAUCCAGAUUGUAUUAUCUUAAUAAAGGAAAAACAAGGACUCUAAUUAGCAAAUACUUGGGAAUUCCAAGUUAGAACACUGUUCAUGUAAUGAACAUCAACCACAUUCUCAUUCCCAAAUCUUAUUUCAGAAUUCCUUUUCUGUCCAUAUUUCAAACCUUCUGCCCAGUUUUAAAUAAUAAUCUUUUACUGUGAACCAAACGUGGUGCAUAUUUGACCAAAGCAUUUACUUUUAAAUGUAUAAAAUGGAACCAAAUGGGAAAAGGUGUGUGUGCGGGGUUAGGAUACAGUAUAGGUUGGUGGUUAAGUUCAUAGGCUCUGGAAUAAAUCCGGCUGUUAAAAAGAGGGAACUGAAAAAGGUGCUGCAUUUUCUCUGUGGAAUAAAGACCUUUCCUGAGUUGUGCUCUGUUCAUAAGACUUUCGAAGUGGUCUUGACCCAUUAUGUGGAGCAGUGUUUCAGGUGGUCUUUCCUAUAACUGCGAACUUAGCAUCCAUUAUUCUUAAACACUUUGAAGGACUUGCUUACUUGUCAGCUGGUUGGUAGUUUGGCCGUUAGUAGUCUGCAAAACAUCCUCAGGAUACUUAGGCAUAAAUCAUGGAGAUUGACUUUAGGUCAAAAUAUUGGAAUUCACAUUUACUUCUGAGUAGAGUGCUGAGUUCCCAAAGAAAAGAAAGUAGUUUUAAGGUGUAGUUCCGUAGUCUACUUGAGGCAAAAGUUUCUUUUUUCCUUUCUGUUCCCAUAUGGGGCAUAAAAAGGACCCCAUAAAUAAAUAGCAGAUUCAGAAGCUGAGCUGUGGGAUUUGAUAGGUUUGUUUUCAGGGUUCACCAAAUAAAGAGAUAUAGGAAAGUAACAGCAUUUUAGAAAUUUGAGCUUCCCAAAUGGCUUUGUUUAUAAACUUUGAACAUGUUAGAAAUGGACAGGUUUAUAAAUCUUGCCUAUCAACGUUCCUUUUACUUAGUUCUGCAUUAUUGCCUGCAGCAGUCAAUUACAGUCAUUUGUUCUAGGUAGAGAUCCAGUAAAGCCAAUGUUUGGCAAAAACAUACUGUUUGACCUCUUCCUCCUCUGCUUAUGAAGUGGCAUGACUUAGUGUUUUGAACAAGUAUGUUUCAGCUGUGAAAUGUGCUCGCUGUAAGCACUGAGCUGAGUGCAUGGAAAGUGUUAGGUUUCUCAUUUUAUGUGAUCUUCUAAUUGGUAUGUACCAAAAAUAAUUUUCUAAAACUAUUUUGUUGCUUGUUUUGUAAUAAAACCAUGUGAAAUACUGAAA
Molecule: messenger RNA, 5173 nt
Organism: Nycticebus coucang (slow loris)
Lineage: Eukaryota; Metazoa; Chordata; Mammalia; Primates; Lorisidae
Gene: PLEKHA2
Product: pleckstrin homology domain containing A2
Exons: 13
Coding region: 324-1601 (425 amino acids)
Cellular component (GO): cytoplasm; membrane
Molecular function (GO): PDZ domain binding
Source: RefSeq, a predicted model, not a curated record